UAUUAUAAUGAUUUUCAAUUCUGAGUUAUCAGGUUAAUAAUAACAUACAACUUCCCCAGUAGUGACUGGAGGUAGUGUAAUAGCAUUAGUUUACAAGGGUGGAGUAGUAAUUGGAACUGAUACUCUAUGUAGUUAUGGAAGUAUGGCAGCAUUUAAGUAAAAAUUGAGAAAAUUGAUUUAGAAAUGUAGAGAAGAUUGCUCAAGUGUCUAAAAAUACUUUAUAUGUUUCAAGUGGAGAAUUUUCUGAUUUCUAAUAAGUGGUGAAAGAAUUAGCAAAAAUAGAUAGAUCAGCUUUAUAAUAUGAUGAUGGAGUUCAUCCAUCUCCAAGAGAUUAUGGUAAUUUCUUAGCUAGAUUAUCAUAUAAAAAGAGAUGCAAAAUAAAUCCAUUAUACUUACAGAAUGUGAUUGCUGUAUAGAUUUUUAAGUAUUUAGGGAUUUCAUAAUGGUGAGAGAUAUCUAGCAUUAGUAGAUAUUUAUGGUACAUACUUGGAAUCAAAUUUUGUGACAACUGGUUUUGCAAGUUAUUUCUGUAAAGCAAUAAUUAGUAAUUAUUGGAAUGAAAAUUGCACUCUUGAUUAAGCUAAAUAAGUAAUAAGAGAAUGUUUUAAAGUAAAUGAAAGAUUAAUGAUAGGUAUUAUUUUGCAGAGAUUGUAGAGCACAUGAUAUGAUUUAAUUAGGUUAUGUAGAUGAAUAAGGUGUACAUAUUGAAUAAGCAGAGAGAGUUGAAACAAAGUGGGAUUUCAAUGGGUUUAAAACUAGAGCAAAUGAGAAAUUACACACAUAAUGAAC
Paramecium sonneborni is the source of this 789-nucleotide messenger RNA. The record is from the annotation of a GenBank genome assembly. NCBI's taxonomy places the organism in Eukaryota, Ciliophora, Oligohymenophorea, Peniculida, Parameciidae.